AUAACAUGGGCGCAUUCAAAUUUUCACUGUUGACUGUUGUGCUUGUGUCGGUUUUCGGUUGGUAGACAAAAAGAAUUCUUUAUCGUAUUAGCGGAUCUGGUAUAGUUGGGAAAUGGCACAGAAUAUCAACCCGUUCUACUCGUCUCAAAGUACGCCUAACAAAGCUAAGGAGGAAAAGCAGAACGUCCCAAAAGACAAUCAUGCAGUGAGCAAAAGGCUUCAAAAGGAACUCCUAGUCCUGAUGACCAGUACUGAAAAAAGUGUAUCUGCCUUUCCAGACGGUGAGAACCUUUUCAAGUGGAUCGGAACCAUAACCGGCCCACGAGACACGGUAUAUGUGGGGCUGACGUACAAGCUGACACUGGAGUUCCCACACAGUUAUCCGUACAGUGCUCCGGUGGUGCGCUUUGCUACCCCCUGCUUUCAUCCAAACGUCGAUUCAGCCGGUAACAUCUGUCUGGAUAUAUUGAAAGACAAAUGGAGUGCGUUGUAUGAUGUUCGUACCAUACUUCUAUCUAUACAAUCUUUGCUAGGGGAGCCGAACAAUGAAAGUCCACUGAAUCCUCAGGCCGCUGAAUUGUGGCCGAAUCAAACGGAGUACAAGAAACAUUUGCACGAAGAAUAUCGUAAAGCUCCCAGUCAUGCCAAUCAGGACUCAUGAUAAGCCUACUCUUCCACACUCCUUUAUCGCUCUAUUACCACUAUCGUAAUUCUCAGUACAGUUAAAAUACACGUACAAUUGAGGCAUGCGAGAAACACGCAUUAUUAUGACGAAUAUGUACCUACGACCUUUUUUUUUUUUUUGUUUUCGCUACCCUAACUUUAGUUUAGUAGACAUACAUACGAAUGUUGGUCACGUUUUUGACGUAAUAAUAAAAUUGUAAUAUGUAAUCGAAACCUCUUCAAAGAACAAAUUAAAACUUUGUGAUUGUUAAUAAUUCACACCUCUACGAGGUUUCUAGUAAUAUAGUGUGAUUUACUUUCGCGUAAAGUGAGCAUGUAUACAAAUUCAUUUAUAUAGGGGACUGAUCUCAAAUACACGCCGUCUACAUUCAUAAUUUUAUUAUUUGUUUGAUUUUGAAUAAAAACAAACGUUUAUUUAUUUUAUAUAUGUAAUAAUAAAUAUAAAUAUCUAAUAUCUUGGUACAACAAGGCGCUGACGUAUAUAACGUUUACAUUUGUGGAUCGUUUUCAAUUGGUUUAUUAUUGUGUAAUGCUAAAAUAAAUAUUUUAAGACCAUGCAUAUACUUUCACUUUAUUUUUCUAUUGUUGAAGCAAAUUAUGAUGAGUUGUCGAUAUAUGUACUCAAAUUCUAUGGUUUCAUAUUGCUUUGAAUUUUCUGCAGUAUGUAAAUUCCAGAGAUUUGGAUUUGAAUAAAAUUAAAUAUUCAAAUUUCGGAAAACUGUACCUUGUUAGUAAACAGCGACAAAUUUUAUACGUUCAUCUUGUGAUAUUUUACUUAUUUGACUUUUACAGACUCCGCGUGAUUAACUAUUGUCUUACAUGUGGAUGAGAAAUAAUUUAACCAAAAUAAGUAUCACUACAGAAUUCAGUAGCUGAAUAAUUCCGUUACAUUGAAAUAUCGGGGCUAGCAGUGAUCAUAUAUAGCCCCCAAAAAUUUUAAAACAUCGUAAACAGUGAAAAAAUUAAUUGGAAAUAGCGUGGAAAUAAUUCUCCGAAGAAUUAUUCUAGCAUUUAUUUUCUUUGUCACUUAAUUUUUCGUACCGACGUAAAGCGGUCACAGCCGCUAAUUCUAAAUUUAAAAAUAUAAAUAUGGAAAGGUGAUGUUUUGACCGGCUUAUGAUUCCUUUUUUUCAUUAGAAUGGAAAGUUACUUAAACGUUUAAAAUUAUCAUUGACAGUAAUUUACAAAAUAUAUUUAAUAUCUGCAUGAAUAUAAAAAAGAUUUUAAAAAUUAAAUUCGAAUAUUUUUGUACGCGAGCUUGCGUGGCGCGAUAUUAAAAGUAAAACCGCACAAAAUCAGGUGAAUAGUUCGAUACGAAAUUUUUUUUAGUAUACUACAGUAGGCAGUAUCGUAUAGUUGUUGGUGUAUCAGUUUAAUCGAGCUGCGUUAAUUAACAUUAGGAUAUGCUGUCGUCUGUGGUGAAGCAAGUGGUGAAUGCAUUCGUAAAAAAAAUACCUAGCAACAAGCUAAUAUUUACUUCAACGAUGAGAAACAUGUCAACGAAUUUUGAGGUAC
Molecule: messenger RNA, 2199 nt
Organism: Neodiprion fabricii
Lineage: Eukaryota; Metazoa; Arthropoda; Insecta; Hymenoptera; Diprionidae
Gene: vih
Product: ubiquitin-conjugating enzyme E2 C
Exons: 4
Coding region: 113-661 (182 amino acids)
Source: RefSeq, a predicted model, not a curated record